This is a messenger RNA of Colletotrichum destructivum, 2093 nucleotides long. RefSeq names its product Putative coenzyme A transferase active, coenzyme A transferase family I, nagB/RpiA transferase. Gene Ontology annotation, biological process: ketone body catabolic process. The record is from RefSeq and is a predicted model, not a curated record. NCBI's taxonomy places the organism in Eukaryota, Fungi, Ascomycota, Sordariomycetes, Glomerellales, Glomerellaceae. The transcript is spliced from 3 exons. Gene Ontology annotation, molecular function: succinyl-CoA:3-oxo-acid CoA-transferase activity. Bases 221 to 1780 code for a protein of 519 amino acids.
UUCCUCGUGACGGACCCUCUCUCUUCUCCCUCUCCCUCUUUCCGUCUCUCGGUCUCUUGCCAAUUACUGUCCGGCUUCUCCGCUGUCUCUGCCGAUGCUACUUGGUCGUCGUCGAUCCCUGUAACACAACCGGCCCCUCCGUCCCGCUCGCUGCUCAGUACCUUUCCCGUCCUCGUAAUCCCGACUGUAGCCAUACACAUCAUACACAUCUCUGUUCACAAUGCCCUCACCAGCUUUGUGUGCGCGCUCGUUGCGUGCCUAUGCCCGCCAUGGCUCUAACCACACUGCCAUCUUGGCCCGCGCAUUCUCUGCGACGGCGCGGAGGCCGGAAAUCAACAAGGUCUACCCUUCAGCUACCGAGGCUCUCAAGGACAUGAAGCCCGACUCCACACUCCUCUGCGGUGGCUUCGGACUCUGCGGUGUCCCCGAUACCCUCAUUGACGAGGUACUGAAGAAGCCCGAGAUCACCGGCAUCACUGCAGUCUCCAACAACGCCGGCACCGACACCUCCGGCCUCGGCAAGCUGCUGAAGACGAAGCAGAUCAAGAAGAUGGUUGCCAGCUACAUUGGCGAGAACAAGACGUUUGAGAAGAUGUACCUGACCGGCGAGGUCGAGCUCGAGCUGACCCCCCAGGGCACCCUCGCCGAGCGCUGCGCCGCCGGCGGCAAGGGCAUUCCCGCCUUCUACACCCCGGCCGCCUUCGGCACCGUCGUACAGACGGGCGAGCUGCCCCUUCGCAACAAGCCCGACGGUUCGGCCGACCAGUUCUCCUACCCCAAAGACGUCAAGGUCUUCAACGGCAAGUCUUACCUUCUCGAGCACAGCAUCGCCGGCGACUACGCCUUCGUCAAAGCCUACAAGGCCGACAAGCUCGGAAACUGCCAGUUCCGCCUUGCCGCCAACAACUUCAACGGCGCCAUGGGCCGCAACGCCAAGAUGACCAUCGUCGAGGCCGAGCACAUUGUCGAGCCCGGUGAGAUCUCCCCCGAGGCCGUCCACCUGCCCGGCAUCUAUGUGAAGCGCGUCAUUCAAAGCACGAGCGAGAAGAACAUUGAGAAGUACACCUUUGCCAAGGAUGAGAACGACGCAGACGCCAAGAAGGCCCUCGGCACCGGCGACACCGCCGCCAAGCGCGAGCGCAUUGUUCGCCGCGCCGCAAAGGAGUUCAAGAACGGCAUGUACGCCAACCUUGGCAUCGGCAUGCCCAUGUUGGCCCCGGGCUUCGUCGGCCCCGAGGUUGAGGUCCAGCUGCAGUCCGAGAACGGUAUCCUCGGCCUGGGCCCCUACCCCAAGAAGGGCGACGAGGACGCUGACCUCAUCAACGCCGGCAAGGAGACCGUCACGCUUAAGCCCGGCGCCUCCGUCUUUGGUAGCGAGGAGAGCUUCGGCAUGAUCCGCAGCGGCCGCAUCAACCUUACCAUCCUCGGCGCCAUGCAGGUUAGCGCCAACGGCGACCUCGCCAACUGGAUGUUGCCUGGUAAGGUCAAGGGCUUCGGUGGGGCCAUGGACCUCGUCAGCAACCCCAGCGCGACCAAGGUCGUCGUUACGAUGGAGCACACGGAUAAGAAGGGCAAUGCCAAGAUCGUCAAGCAGUGCGCCUUCCCCCUGACCGGCAGAGCCUGCGUCUCAAGGAUCAUUACUGAAUUGGGUGUCUUCGAUGUCGACUUCGCCCAUGGCCUGACCCUUAUCGAGAUCGCGGACGGCGUGACGGUGGAUGAGAUUAAGAGCAAGACCGAGGCGCCAUUCACGGUUGCCGACGACCUGAAGCCCAUGUUGUAAGGUAUAACGUGGAGAACAUCCUGGAGGCUGAUCGUCUGGAGGAAGGAGGUAUAUACCCGAUGCGGAGGGUAAGCUGUUGUCACCAUCUAGAGUACGGCGUCAAGCUGGUGGGCCAAAAUGAUAGCCAUGAUUUUGUUCGGUUUUUCCAUAGGUAACCCCAAGUUGUUGUUAAAUCUGUCCAUUCGGUUUUCCGGCCAUUCCCACAGUUUCGUAUGCGAGGUUUCAUAACGCCGUUUUCUCCAUGUGUUUCCCUCUAUGAACAUUCCCAUGAUGUCGUACCGUUACAGCCACCCUAUGGUCUCGUCGACGUUUU